ACUGAAGAGACAGCAAUGAAGUUACUCUGCGUUCUUUUUUCUUUCUUUCUCUUUGUCUCUUUAGUUGCAGGAAUUCAUAACAAGUCCUCCCUUACUUUUGGAUUCAUUACAACACUGACUGGGCCUGUUGUAGUUUCUGGUGCCAUACCUGUUGUUGAUCUGACCUUGAAGCUUAUUAAUGAUAGGAAGGAUGUUCUAAAUAAUUAUACACUUGGCUACUCUCCCAUACUUGACUCAAAAUGUGAUCGUACCACUUCUCUGGAUCAAUUCUUUAAUGUGAUUAAUAGUGAUACUACUAUUAUAGCAUUGUUGGGUUGUGGAUGCUCUACUGCUACCAUACCAGUAGCUGAGAUUAGUCACUAUUGGAAUAUACCACAUAUAGCCUUUGCAGCUAGCACUCACAUAUUAAAUGAUCGCAGCCGAUUCAGGAAUUUCUACAGAGCUCUAAUUUCAAAUGUUUACUUUGGUGAAGCAGUUGCUGAGCUUAUGGUUCAGUUUGGAUGGAAACAAAUGGGACUCAUAACACAAGAUGAAGCUUUGUUUCAAAAUGUAUUGGUAGGGAUCAUCAGUGCUUUUGAAAAACAAGGUUUGGUUCUAGAUGGAUAUAUUAUCAAAACAGGAGGCUCUUUGAAUCCUUUCUUUGCAAGAAAAGAUGCUAUGAAUUUUAGAAUUAAUAAAAUAAAUGCUUACCCUAGUUUUAGCUAUCAAGUGCUGUGUGAGGCAUAUUACAGAGGAAUGUAUGGGUCAAAGUAUGUAUGGAUCCUUCCAAUGUGGUACGGUCCAGAUUGGUGGAAGACUGUAUCCUCUAAAAACUGCUCCUGUACUGAUGAUGUCAUGUUGCAGGUGAUAAAUGGCAUCAUAGGUGUAGUUCCUGAGGGAUAUUUUCCACUUGAAAAUGAGUCAAUAAUAACUUACUCUGGCUUGACUUCAAAAAUGUUUCGUGAUAAAAUUGAUUGGAUUUUCCAAGACCCCAAGUAUCAAAACUAUUCAGAAAUAGUUCCUGGAACUGUCUUUGAUACUGUGUGGACUAUUGCCAUUGGGUUAGAUGUAGCAUCUAAGAAGAUUUUGAUUAAGAAUGAGACUGGAUGUGAGGGGCUGCCUGGAGAACUGGUACCACUGGAACAUUUUCAAUACACUAAUAUGAAGCUAGGAUGUGUUAUAAAGCAAAGCUUCAGUGAACUUAAUUUCCUCGGAAUAACUGGUGAAAUAACUUACAGUUUGAAUGGUAGUCGACCAUACAACAUUAUACUAUAUCAACAAUACAGAAGAAUAUCAGCAAAUUCAGUAGCAAGGGUCACAUUUGGUCAUGUUGUAGUAGAAGCUCAAAGAAACAUUUUUAGAUUCAUACAAGGAGAAUCGAGCAGUACCCUAUGGAUUGGUGGUGUCCCUCCCUACGAUGGUUAUCCAAUGAAUAAAAUACAUCAAAACAAUAUUGUAAUAGUCAUCAUUUAUAAUAUACUGGCAGGUUGUGGCCUUAUAUUUGCUACAUUCUGUUUCACUUUUAACAUAGUCUGCGGUAACAAGAAAUUAGUGAAACUGAGCAGUCCUCGCUUAAACUACAUAAUUAUUUUUGGAUCUGUAUUUUUGUAUUUAAGCGUCUUUUUCUACUCUUAUACUGCUGAUAUGCAGAGAAUGCAAACUGCUUUUUGUAAUGUUCGACUCUGGCUGUUUUCUUUGGGAUAUAACCUUUGUUUUAGUGUAAUCCUUGCAAGGACUUGGCGUGUGUAUUACAUUUUUAACAAUCCAAAGCCAAAAAAGAAAUCCACUGGAAUUAAGGAUUGGAUUCUCAUUCUAAUGGUACUGUGUAUUGUGGCUAUUGACAUGACCAUCAUAACUAUUGGCACAACUAUUCCAUUGUCAAGAAUGUCUGCCACUUUCACAAAUGACACCAUCCACCCACAGACAGUCACUGAUGAUGGUUUGAUACAGAAGAAUUUCUUAUUAUUAUGCCACACAAAGAAUUCCUUCUAUUGGCUUAGCAUUUCAUUUUGCUACAAAGCCUUUCUUCAAAUCUGUGCAAUUUUCAUGGCAUUCCACACUCGUAAUGUGGACGUGAAAGUGCUCAAUGAAUCAAAGGAGAUAGCCGCCAUUAUAUAUAUUAACAGCAUCAUACUAGUUCUGAUUGCUGUGGCUGAGUUGGCUCUGGAAAGUAAUCAUGACGCCUAUGCUGCUCUAUUUGGUCUUGGUUUGCUUAUAGAAGCAACCCUAUUUCUGGGAUUUAUCUUUAUUCCUAAGAUCUUUUUCCUGUAUUUUGAUCCUCAAGGAACAAAAAUAUUCAACCACAAAACGACAAUUGUAGCUGCUCUUUCUCAAGCAAAAAUUGAGCCUACCAAUGCCAUAUUGUCUUAUGCAGGAACAGUAUAAUGAAGGACAAUUAAUUAAUCUUUACUGUAGUUAGUUGAGUAUUUUCAUUCAUUGUUUUGAGUAUCACUGUAUUAGUUCUAUAAUGAUAUUUAAUUAUUUUUAGUCAUAUUUUAAAAAGAAGUCAUGUUUAAAAACUAAAAGG
Messenger RNA from Amphimedon queenslandica, 2506 nucleotides. RefSeq names its product gamma-aminobutyric acid type B receptor subunit 2-like. Gene Ontology annotation, biological process: G protein-coupled receptor signaling pathway; gamma-aminobutyric acid signaling pathway. Lineage: Eukaryota; Metazoa; Porifera; Demospongiae; Haplosclerida; Niphatidae. The record is from RefSeq and is a predicted model, not a curated record. Gene Ontology annotation, cellular component: membrane; G protein-coupled receptor heterodimeric complex. The transcript has 15 exons. The coding region runs from base 16 to 2364 and encodes 782 amino acids. Gene Ontology annotation, molecular function: G protein-coupled GABA receptor activity.